This is a messenger RNA of Caenorhabditis remanei, 2634 nucleotides long. RefSeq lists its product as uncharacterized. Gene Ontology annotation, molecular function: calcium ion binding; cadherin binding. Bases 1 to 2634 code for a protein of 877 amino acids. The record is from RefSeq and is a predicted model, not a curated record. Gene Ontology annotation, cellular component: catenin complex; adherens junction; membrane. Gene Ontology annotation, biological process: cell-cell junction assembly; cell morphogenesis; multicellular organism development. NCBI's taxonomy places the organism in Eukaryota, Metazoa, Nematoda, Chromadorea, Rhabditida, Rhabditidae. The transcript has 9 exons.
AUGGGCAAACUCGAGAAGUUGGGUCGAAGUAUUCUCAAGAAAUUCGGCGGUUCUCGUAGAAGUACUUCUCGUCGGAGACGUGAAGAAGACGUCGCUGCAAAUGCCACGUCGUCAUCGUCAACGUCAUCAGAUGAGGAGAGAGAUCAAGGAUAUAUUCACAAGUUUCAAGUGGUUCCUCCAGAAGACGUCAUCAUGAAUUCAGAAGACGUUGCUUCAGAAGAUGUCAGGAUGGCUUCCCCAGCAGCUAGUGACGAAGGGUCAGCUGGAUACGCAACAGAUGACACUGCAUUGAGCUCAUUGAGCCCGUUGGAUAUCAAAAGAGUCUCUGUAGACUACUCGGAAUCUCAAGGAUACUACAGUAAUGCUGAGUUGUCACCGAUACCAAGAAUUGAGAUUACGGUACCGCCACAAGAUGGUACGGUAGAAAGUCUUAGUCCACGAAGUCCGAUGAGAUCCCCUAUACAACAGGCUCCUCCACCAAUCCCCAGAAUUGUCGGGGUUACUGUACCAGAGGUUACUGUACCGGUAUCCAGAACGCCUCUCUACACCAAAAAACCUGCUCAAGAAUAUCCGAGAAUUGAUGUCAGAAACCGACUAAAGCCAAAGCCAAUCUAUAAGAGCUCCCAACUCCUUGCUGAAAACAAGGAAAACGUAUUACCUUCAGAGAAAAUUGAGAGAUCGGCGACGUUGUCGAAUUUGACGUCGUCUGAAGAAGAGGAUCCAAUUGAGAGAUUUAUGAAGUCACAUAUUUAUAAGACAAAGAUGAUUACAACAGUUUUUGAGGCGAAGGAUCGAGGAUUUGAGGAGAUCAGUGGCGACGUAAUCCAUGAAAUCGACCGUUGGUUCGAAUCGAAAAACAUGAUGGCCGUCGCUUGUGAACUCCAUUGGUCCGUUCCAACAUCCAAAAGAAGUCGUCAAUUGGAAUGUAAACUGAAAGAGAAGCUACUGCAAGCACUGAGAGAAAACAACAAGAGAUUACUGUAUCUGAGAGGGAUGGGACACGGAAAGACACCCGUCAAGUUGGCUGAGUCAAAGACAAUGGAGAAUAUAUCAAAAGAUAGGGAAACUGAUUCGGUUAGAGGAAUCUACCAACGCAGCUACACCCGCCUCCUCCCGUACCUUCACAAAGAGACACCCGAAUGGCAUUCCCAAUAUUGGACCCUUCAAGAUCUCGAGAAUUCAGAUGACGUCACGUCUCCAGAAUAUCCGAUUCAACCAAUGCCUCAAAAGUUCUUGUUUGACACCGAACCAUCCGACCUACUGCUAACUGCCACAAACUCUGAAGACGACGCAGUGACGUCAUCAACAAUUCUGAAGGUCCACGUGGAGAAUUUGGAUGAUAAUAAGCCAAGAUUUUUGGAGAGUGCCGUCCCUGUGUUCCAAAUCCUUUCAAACACCUCCAAACCAACUGCCAUUGGCCGUCUAACAGCCCAAGAUCCAGACUCCAACCCAAUCUUCUAUCACCUUCUCCCUAACUGUGGCUCCACUGAAAUCUCCAAAAAUUUCUCGAUUGACUCAGAAUUCGGAGAGAUAUCCUAUCUUCCGAAGACUACUGUGGCACCGGGAAAAUAUGAGCUCUGCUUUAUUGUCUCGCCAGAAAAGAAUCUAGACACUUCGGAAGUGUUCUUCGAUGGACAUAAACCAAAUUUCCUCAAGGUUCUCGUCGACUUUGUGGUAGAUCAAAAUGUGGAGGGAUCUGAAAAAUACGAUAAUAUUGGAGUCUCUGGAAAUCAAUCGAUAUCGCGAGUUGGUGAUGUAUUGGAUAGAGUUGACAUCCCAAUGCUCAUGAAUGCAGAUUCUGCGGAUUUUGAUCUGAAAAAUUUGCAGUUUGUACCAGCAAACUACGAGCUCGGUAGAGACAUGAUAUCUCCAGAAGGUGCAGUUGAAUUGAAUAAGAAAACAGGAGAGAUAGUGGCCAAUGGAAAGAUUCUGGAUACGCCACAAGGUGUUUAUACAGCCGAGAUUUCGAGAGGAGGACAAGGGAGAGCUAUGAAACAGCUCCACCACAUCCGAAACGAUAGAAAACUCCGUUACGUCCUGUCAAUGUCGCGGAACGAAUUCGGAGCAAACUUGGAAAAAUUCAAGAGACAAAUUCUGGAAGCAAUUGCAAAAGAUGAUCAGAAGGCAGGGAAACAGUUGGAUAUUCAUUUCGAUGAACCGAAGGCGGAGAGGAAAAACUCCACGUUGACAUCAGUGUGCUUCUACUUGACCCGUGAAAACGCAAUCCUCGAUGAUAAACAAUCGUCCGCCCUAAUCUCCCCAUCGAACGGCCACAUCUCAAAACUUCAUCACAUAUUCAAAGUACAGAAUGUCGACGUUUGCUCUCCAAGGGUUUCCGCGUCAUCUGAAUCCUCCACGUCAUCUGCCACGUCAUCAGACAUCCCACUGAACACUUUGAUAUUAAUUGGAGUCGUUGGCUUAUUGAUAAUUGCUCUUGUGGCUCUUCUUGUCUUCGUUUGUUGUGUCUCUCGGUAUCAGACAUAUUUGAAACAAAAGGCUGAGAGAAUGAGAUGCUCAUCUAGUACUGGAAGUUAUUACAAGUCACCGAAUUUGAUUCCACCGCCACCACCUGGUUAUAUGCACACACCUCCACUUCCUCCACCGCCACCACCACAAGCCAUCGCAUAUUACUAA